This is a messenger RNA of Cimex lectularius (bed bug), 1332 nucleotides long. It is a transcript of the gene Vps28, whose product is annotated as vacuolar protein sorting-associated protein 28 homolog. Gene Ontology annotation, molecular function: protein-containing complex binding. The transcript is spliced from 5 exons. Gene Ontology annotation, biological process: protein transport to vacuole involved in ubiquitin-dependent protein catabolic process via the multivesicular body sorting pathway. Gene Ontology annotation, cellular component: ESCRT I complex. NCBI's taxonomy places the organism in Eukaryota, Metazoa, Arthropoda, Insecta, Hemiptera, Cimicidae. The record is from RefSeq and is a predicted model, not a curated record. The coding region runs from base 202 to 840 and encodes 212 amino acids.
CAGCCAGAAAGUAAGAUAGCCUUGAAUAAAGCUAUAAAAGGGUUAUGUUGACAAGAUCAUACAUGACGAUGACACUCAACACUAUCCAGUGUUAACAUUAAUUUGUAGGUAUCAUAAAAUUGAGUAAGCAUUCUUCGAACUUUGUCUUUUUGUGUAGUAUGUGAUUUUGUGAGUCAGAAAGUUGUGAAUUUAGUUAACACGAUGGCCCAUGAUUCAUCCAGACCUGAGCUCUACGAGGAAGUCAAAUUGUUCAGGAACGCUAGGGAAAGAGAGAAGUAUGACAAUAUGGCAGAUUUGUUUGCUGUCAUAAAUACACUGCAGCAUUUAGAAAAAGCUUACAUAAGAGACUGCGUCACCGCCAAAGAGUACACAGCCGCCUGCUCUAAAUUGCUUGUACAGUACAAAGCAGCGUUCAAACAAGUGCAGAACGAUGAUUUUCCAACUAUCGAGGCUUUUAUUGCUAAGUACAGAUUGGAUUGUCCAGCAGCAAUGGAAAGGAUAAAAGAAGAUAGGCCGAUAACAAUAAAAGACGAUAAAGGAAACACAAGCAAAUGCAUUGCCGAUAUUGUUUCUUUAUUUAUCACUAUAAUGGACAAACUGAGGCUUGAAAUAAAAGCAAUGGACGAACUUCAUCCAGACUUGAAGGACUUGUUGGACACGAUGAACCGGCUGAGUAUUCUUCCGUCAGAAUUUGAGGGCAAGAAAAAAGUCAACGAAUGGCUCACGACGCUGGAUUCGAUGCAAGCGUCAGAUGAACUCACAGAACAGCAAGUCCGUCAGCUGAUUUUUGAUCUUGAAUCGUCUUAUAACGCCUUUAAUAAACUACUGCACAACACCUAAGAUGAGUGAUGUUUUAUUUAACCACAAUGCAAAACAUAUUUUUUAUCUGGCCAUAUAAUAAAAUAAAUAUAUGUAUAAAAUUUAAAUAUCGUUUAUAUGACGAAAAUUGCUUUAAUAAAUGAUUUGUACAUAAAACUUGUGUAAUUACCUACUACUUAGAUAUAAGAAACUAAAACUCAACAAUUGUUAAAAAAUUUGCAAAAUAACCAAUGAAACAUCACAAACUUAUUAAAUCUCUUGUCACAUGACAAUUUAGGACCAAUAUAACCAGAAUCAAUUAGUUUAAUAUGAUUUUAUUUCAUAUGUAGCUUUACAUUUAAACCAAAAAUCUGUUUUAAAUAAAAAAGUAUAAAUAUUUGAAAUUCAUGUGUAAAAAAACAAAAAUCUAUUUAAACUGUAAAUGUUUAUAUAUCAUAAUAAAAACUGAGAUAUGGGAUCAGUAGGUUGAGGGAAAAACUAAGUGAAUGAAUAAAAUUAUAUUUUACAAAACUA